AUGCCGUCUCCCGCAGCCCGCGGCUGGUCGCUGUCGCAGCUUUGGCGCGACGACGACGAGGAGAUGGCCAGCAAAAAAGACGAUGAUCUUGGCUUGCCUCGGCACGCCAAACAUCCCGACCAGUGGCAAGCCGCACCCAAAUCUUCACUCCACUGGACCACGGUGCUUCGGCUCAUUGUAUACGCCGCUGCUCUCCUCAUGCUCGUGUAUGGGCUGUUCAGAGUCGUCGGGCCUGCUCCAGGGGCCUCAUCUCUUGAUCCGGCAAACUUGAUGCCCUUGUAUGACACGCCACGGCCGCCUCCCAGAUACGAUGCACCUCGGAUGGAGGAAGACGGGCCAACCAUCAAGACACCAAAGGCGCCCAAGCCACCAGGGCCUCAAGCCGAGCCUCAAGGCGGCAGUGGUAGCGGCAUAGGUGAAAGCAAGACUGCUGCGGAAGCUCCUAGAUCAUACAAUGGACCGCUGAAGCUCCCAAACUUGGGCCCGUCGUUGCAAGCCAUCAUGGCUGACACGUCAGGGAGGCUGCAGAAGAAUCGCAACGUCUUAUUCACAGCUGCUAGUCUUCGGAGUGCGGCACUUCUCCUCCCAAUAGCAUGUCAGAUGGCGACAGAGCGCCAGAACUAUGUACAUUUCGCAUUGAUGAGCAGGAGUGAUAUGCCUAUGAAAGAACUGCUCGCGAUAAACGGCAUCGACAAGGAGUGCCCUCUGAUUGUGCAUGAUGCUCGUCCUGACCAUUCCACAAUAGCAACUGACACGCGAAUGUCCCUCUCUGUGGCCCGAGCUCUAUACUACGUCAAUCUUUACAUGCACCCUCAAGCCAUCAUUAUAGACUCCUCAGCUACCGAGGAGCACUAUUUUCUCUCUGGCAUUCGUGACGAGGUCCGAAGCACAGGGUCUACUCUAAUCGAACUUCCAGAGCGGCCAGGCAGUCGAUUCUCGUGGUUGUCAAAGCUUGAUGCUUCUGCACUAGCAGCGUGGAAUGAUGUCAGCUUUGACAUUCUCAUCCAUGCCCCUCCACACGGUACAGGAAACCUCAAGCGGUUACUUCGAUCUCUAUUGAGAGCUGAUUUGGCCGGCGUGUCUCCACCUCACAUGACCAUUGAGCUUCCAACAAGGAUUGAUCAAGACCUGAACAAUUUCCUGACCGGAUAUCAAUGGCCGUCGAAGGCUCCCAGCGCAGGUCCGAAGCCACGGCUUCUCUCGCUGCGUCACCGUAUUCCUAGACAGAAAAUCGGUGAAGAGGAGAGCUCCGUUCGGUUCCUCGAGUCGUUUUGGCCGACGAGACCGUCUCACUCUCAUGUCUUGGUUCUGUCGCCUCACGCCGAAGUCACCCCUCAGUUUUUCCAUUAUGUGAAGUAUUCCCUUCUGCAGCGACGCUACUCUGCCAUUGCAUCUCGCCAGGAUUGGGAAAGUAAACUCUUCGGUAUCAGCUUCUCGACACCAACAACAUAUCUCGACGAUAGCACCCAAUUCGCACCUCCAAAACCACUCGAGGGACAGGAACUUGGCGCAGAAGGCACCCCUUUCCUUUGGCAGGCCCCGAACAGCGAUGCGAUUCUUAUUCUGGGAGAUAAGUGGGUGGAGCUUCACGGUUAUGUAUCCCAGCUUUUGGAAAAACGACAUGCCUCGUCGGCAACGCCAGAUAUCAUCUCAAAGAAAGAGGUUGGCAAAAGGCAUCCCGGUUGGCUAGAAUACACGCUUCAGCUGUCGCGCAUCCGGGGAUACUUUACCCUCUACCCUACCCAGCAGACGGCCAAUACCAUUGUCGGUAUUCACACUGAUUUAUAUGAGGCGCCGGAGGAAUAUCAAGGCGAGAAGGCUUCCGAGCAAGAACAGGACUCAGUCAAGCUUGCCACGGAGUUGUUUGAUCCCGCAUCGCAGAUAGACAUGCUGGCGACGCUUCCGAACGAGGGCGAGUUGCCGCUCCUCUAUCACCUCCCUUGGCUAACCUGGGAUGGUAAAGAGACAUACGACGGUGCUAUCCAGAAGACCGCCGCCAAGUACAGGCUGGCAUUCCGCGAUCAAGUCGGACAGUGCAGAGAUGAAAAUCCAGAAGCGAUUCCGGGUUUUGAUUCAUAUGCGAGGGAUCUCUUCUGUUUUAACAAAGAGGUGUAA
Molecule: messenger RNA, 2115 nt
Organism: Trichoderma aggressivum f. europaeum
Lineage: Eukaryota; Fungi; Ascomycota; Sordariomycetes; Hypocreales; Hypocreaceae
Exons: 5
Coding region: 1-2115 (704 amino acids)
Source: RefSeq, a predicted model, not a curated record